AUGUCCGUACCUACCUCUGGAGGCGGGUCGCUGGCAGACCGCAUCUCCAAACCAGACACAUUGAACGCCCAAGCUGAGACCUUUGAACCAAAAUCUGGGACCUCAUGGGCAGACGAGGUCGCUUCACCUUCGACUGAAAAGCAAUCGGCCCUUGUCAAUACGGAAGAGAAGAAGCCAGAGGCUUCUGAACCGGUCCCGCAGGUUGAUGGAGCUACAGCGCCCUUUGGUGGAUCAGAUUUGCAAGAGCCAGAGUUCGAUGUUGAGGUCAAGUUGGCGGACAUGCAAGCAGAUCCGAACAAUCCAUUGUACUCCGCCGCUUCAUUCGAACAGUUGGGACUGCACGACAACAUCCUCAAGGGAGUUAUGGCGAUGAAUUUCCGAAAACCGUCUAAGGUUCAAGAAAAGACUCUACCGCUUCUACUGAUGGACCCUCCACACAACCUCAUCGGCCAAUCCCAAUCUGGUACGGGAAAGACUGCCGCCUUUGUCCUCAACAUUCUGCACCGUAUCGACCUCAGCACCGAGCAAAUGCAGAAGACACCGCAAGCGUUAGUUCUGGCUCCGAGCAGAGAACUGGCGCGCCAGAUCGUGGGUGUUGUCAAGGUCAUGGGUACUUACAUGCCGGGACUCAUCACUGAAGCCGCCGUUCCCCAGGACGCUGCUGCGCGUGGACGGAAAAUCGAAGCCUCUGUGGUCGUGGGAACUCCUGGUACCGUCAUGGACAUGAUUCGCAAGAGAUCCAUGGAUGUCCGAGCGCUCAAAGUGCUUGUGCUUGAUGAGGCAGACAACAUGCUCGACCAGCAGGGCCUUGGAGACCAGUGUAUUCGUGUGAAGGCGAUGCUUCCCAAGAAUAUUCAGAUUGUCUUGUUCUCUGCCACUUUCCCGGAUAACGUGGUCAAAUAUGCCCAAAACUUUGCACCCGGCGCCAAUCAGAUGACACUGCAACACAAGGACUUGACAGUCGAAGGCAUCAAGCAGAUCUAUCUCGACUGUGCCAAUGAUCAGGCCAAGUACGACGUACUGGUUAAGUUCUACGGGUUGAUGACGAUCGGUUCUUCCAUCAUCUUCGUCAAGACACGAGAAACCGCAACAGCUAUCGAACAACGCAUGACAGCCGAAGGCCACAAAGUCGUGUCACUGACUGGUGGCUAUGAAGGCGCGCAGCGGGAUGUGAUCAUCGACUCUUUCCGCAUGGGUCACGCUAAAGUGCUCAUCACUACCAACGUCCUGGCUCGAGGUAUCGAUGUCCAGUCCGUAUCCAUGGUCGUCAACUAUGACGUGCCAGACAAAUUUGUUGGCGGAGGCAGAUUCGUCGCGGAUCCACAGACCUAUCUCCAUCGUAUCGGGCGAACUGGACGCUUCGGUCGUGUCGGUGUCGCGGUGACUUUCGUCAGCAAUCGGGGGGAUUGGGAGAAGCUGAUGGAGAUCCAGAGAUACUUUGGCACGGAGAUGACCAAAGUGGCCACCGACGAUUGGGACGAGCUCGAAGAGACUGUCUCCAAGAUCAUCAAAAGUUCGAGAGCUGGCGCCAACUUCAAGGACGGUGCGACCAUGCAGAUGUGA
Messenger RNA from Capronia coronata CBS 617.96, 1563 nucleotides. Its product is annotated as ATP-dependent RNA helicase DBP5. The record is from RefSeq and is a predicted model, not a curated record. Lineage: Eukaryota; Fungi; Ascomycota; Eurotiomycetes; Chaetothyriales; Herpotrichiellaceae. Gene Ontology annotation, biological process: poly(A)+ mRNA export from nucleus. The transcript has 4 exons. Bases 1 to 1563 code for a protein of 520 amino acids. Gene Ontology annotation, molecular function: RNA binding; ATP binding; RNA helicase activity. Gene Ontology annotation, cellular component: nucleus; cytoplasmic stress granule.